Messenger RNA from Gongylonema pulchrum, 351 nucleotides. Lineage: Eukaryota; Metazoa; Nematoda; Chromadorea; Rhabditida; Gongylonematidae. The record is from the annotation of a GenBank genome assembly.
AUGUCCGUGCACGCAGUGGAUUCUCUUGUUAAGAAGUUGAAAAAGAAAAAAGUUGGCCAGGGCACCAUUGAGGAUCUUGAGUUUGCGCUUGCUAAUCCGGGAUCGCACAGUAAAUGUGUUACAAUACCGCGAUCGCUGGACGGCAGACUCCAGGUUUCGCAUCGAAAAGGCCUUCCUCAUGUGAUAUAUUGUCGAGUAUGGCGCUGGCCCGAUUUACAGUCACAUCAUGAACUUAAACCGCUGCCUGAUUGUUUAUAUCCGUAUGACAGCAAGAAUCAACUGAUAUGUAUUAACCCAUAUCAUUACCAAAGAAUCGAGCCUCAGGUAUCCAACAUAAAUUGUUUACAAUAA